GUCGUGUGAAUGUUUCAAUUUUAAUUUGCACGUGACGGUGGGCAGAACGAAGCUUUUCGCCAUAGCGCCAAGAUCUGCACCGCCACAAUGACGAUAUGUCGCGUGGCGUCCGUCGCAAAUCUACCCACGAUGCCUAUCCCCAUCCACACAACCACAACCGAGAACGCCCCUUCUGUUCAGGCGGCCACUCAAGCAUCCACCCAGUCUAACCAGACCCAAUCGACCGGCCCCGAGCAGUCCAAGACUGAAGCCGAGUUGGCGGCAGAGAAGAGGUAUGAGGAGGCAAUCGAGGAGGAAUAUGCGAAGCGUGAAGGCGGCGCAUAA
Messenger RNA from Mytilinidion resinicola, 324 nucleotides. RefSeq lists its product as uncharacterized. The transcript is spliced from 2 exons. The record is from RefSeq and is a predicted model, not a curated record. Bases 88 to 324 code for a protein of 78 amino acids. Lineage: Eukaryota; Fungi; Ascomycota; Dothideomycetes; Mytilinidiales; Mytilinidiaceae.